Molecule: messenger RNA, 3030 nt
Organism: Tetrahymena thermophila SB210
Lineage: Eukaryota; Ciliophora; Oligohymenophorea; Hymenostomatida; Tetrahymenidae
Product: kinase domain protein
Exons: 6
Biological process (GO): protein phosphorylation; intracellular signal transduction
Cellular component (GO): cytoplasm
Molecular function (GO): ATP binding; protein serine/threonine kinase activity
Source: RefSeq, a predicted model, not a curated record
AUGGAGAAGAGCAUAAUCGACUUCAGUGAACUUUUUAAAAGUAAUAAUUGGGAUUCUUUUAAGAUUAGCAGAAGUUUAAUUUUAAACAACUUAAAUAGUGAAGAGAAGAAUUAAAAUGAAUAAAAAAACAAAGAGAAGCUAAAUGAACAAUUAAAGUAUUUGAAGGAAUAGAAGGAUAGUCAAUUUUAAAACAUCAUGAACUAGCUAAAGGAUUAUCUCGAUUAAGUUAGAAAAAAUAAAGAUAUAGAAGAAGAAUUUAUAUGCAUUUAGCUAUAAGAAAGUUUAGAAUUUCACAAAUGCAUAGCAUGUCAUGGAUAUAACUAUAGUGUUAUUUCGCUAAUUGAUACUGGAUUUAUACCUAAAACUUAUGAAAAAUAAAUCUAACUUUAAAGUCUCUUAAAAUAAUCUAUUUAAUAAUAUUUCAAUAAAUAAGAUGAAAAAAACAUAAAUUAUCAUAAAGCAUUACUUGCAAAUGCUUAUCAUAACCUUUAAAAGGAAGAGUAUGAGAAUGCAAAAGACUUGCUUGAAGAACUUUCAAAAUUUUAUAAUUUAGACGAGUUAAAAAAAUCAGAGUGCAAAGAAGAAGAAAGUAUUAAUUUUCAAUUGGGAUUUAUUGAAUCAGUGCAUACAUAUAUGGCCCUCUGCUACUUAUAUUCUAAUAAAUUAGAUGAUCUCGAAAAAUAAAUAGAAUGUUUGAAAAAUCUUCUAAAUCAUAUUAAUGAUAAAUAAAGAAUUGGUGAAUGCUAAAAAUCAAUAGCAAUGAAAGAGAGAAUACAAAACCAUGUUGAGCUCUUUUACAUUCAUUUCUACUUUAUCAAACAAGAUUUAGUUAAAUCUCAAAAUCAUUUAAGAAAUAUUGAUAAAAAUCUUGAAAAGAGCCUCCUUUUAUUUUUUUUAAAUUAGAACAGCUAGCUGCUAAGCUACAUAGAGACUAUAUAUUACAAUCUUUUUGGUAAUGAACUAUUUUAGGUAUUCAAAGAGUUGCAAUAAUUUGAGUUAAAAAAUAGGGGUUAAGGAGAGAAUAUAAACAUACAAAAAAUAAAAUAAUUUUUUGAAGAUUUCAAAUAGUAGAUUACCAAUAAAGUUUAUAGUUAUGGUAAGGGUUUGAUUUUAAUUUUAUCUGUCAUCUACACAAUUCUUUUAAGACUGGGAGAAGAAUAUGAUGAAGCUAUCAAGCACAUGAAUCUCAUAUUUUAAAUCUGUAUUUAAACACAUACUGAUUUCUAAUAGUUUCUUGAUCUCUUUUUUAAAUAUAAUCGUUUAAUUUGUUAUUUAUAUAAAAUUGUUUAGAAGCCAUCUGAAAAAUUUGAAAUAGAUUAUAACUUUUGUAGCUAAUUUAGAGAGACUGGAUUAAAUAAAUUGUUCAAAUACCAAAAAGGAAAUGAACAAUUUGUAAUAAAAAAAAAGAAGGAAACAAAUCAAUAAUAAAAAUUUUAACAACUAAACGAAGCCUGUAUUUAGAUGCUGCUAUGUCAUCCAAAUAUUUAGAAUAUUGAAGAAGUCUUUGUUGAUAAAAGUAAUGAAAUUGUAAUUGUUCAAAAAAUGUAAGGAGAAAACUUAAAUAAACUCUUAAUUGAUAAGAAAAUUGAUUAGGAGAAAGCAAUGAGUUAUAUAUAACAAAUUCUGAAAGCUUUUUGUUAUUUACAUUCUUUGAAUAUUAUACAUUCAGAUUUUAAGCUUGAAAACGUUGUGAUAGUCCUGGACGAUGAUACCAAAAUUAAAAUUAUUGAUUUUGGAUUCUCUCAAAUUAAAAUAUUUAAUAAGUUUUUUACUCCUUUAGGAUCCACGAAAGGCUAUGCACCACCUGAAAAAAAAUAUACAUUCGAGAGUGACAUCUUUUCAAUAGGAGAGAGUAUAAAAAAAAUGUUUGCAAAUAAUAAUUUUUAUAAAUCAAUAUAAAUGGAUUAAUUAAUAAAUUUAAUGAUAGAAAAUAGCAUUUAAAAUAGAUGUACAAUUAAGUAGGCCUAUAGCAAAUUUUAGUUAGAAAUGCUUAUUUACAAAAUAUAUAUAUAAAUAAAUUCAUAAUAAGAAUUUAAUUAGGAUAAUGAAAUUUAUAAUGAAUUUGCUAAUAGCAUGCAUUUUUUAUUUUAAAAAUUUAGAAGAUUUCAUUACAAUACAUUUUCCGUUGAAUAAGAAACAGAAAAUGAAAAAACUAAGUUUAAAGAAUUUUAAAAUAAAUAUUAAUAAUUUGAAAUUAUUGGUAUUAUUAAAUCUAUUAAAUUACUCUUAGAUGCAAAAAUUAAUACUUUAAAUUAAUCUUUUGUAGAGUGUCUUGUAGAUAAUGAUAUUAAGUUAUUUAUUUUAAAAUUGUUAAAUUUCGAAAAAAUGAUUUGUUAGGAAUAAAAUAAUUCUAUAGAUCCCUAAAUCGAAUUACUUGAAUUACUUGAGGACUGCUUUAGAGAAUCUAAUUAUGAAGAAAAUAAAUAAAUUGAAGAUCUAAUUAAUUAAUUGAUUGUGAAUAAUAAUAAGGAAACUAAUAAAUUCCUUGAGUAGAUAUAAGAGGAACUUGAUUAAAUUAAAUAUUCUAAAGAUGAGCUUCAUCAUACUGAAGAAUAUUAAAAACUUAUAAAGAAUAUCGAAAAUCAGCUCUAGAAUUUAGAAGAUAAAUAGAAAUCAAAGAAUAAUCCUAAUAUAGAUCAAGGCACGCAAUAAUAAAUAAAUAAUCAAUCAAGUUUAACUUAAUCCGAUAUUUAGCAUUCAGUUUCAGACAAUCAAGAUAUAAAAAAUAUUAAUGUAGGAUCAUACCAUGUCAAUGAAAGUUAAUAGGUCCCUAGCUAUUAAAUUAAUUUUAUUACAUCCUCAUAACAAACUAUUAAUUAAGAUUCAUAAUACACAAAUAUCCAAAAUUUUUAAGGAUUUAAUUAAUAAUCUUAGAAAACUUUUUAUACUUAAUGCUCUUAGUCUCAAAGUUAAACUUAAUCAGAAUAAUAAACUCUACUCAGCUUUCUUAGUAAUCAACAACAAAAUAGUUAAUCAGAACACUAAUUUGUAAAUUUACCAAAUCCAUCAUAACAAACUAAUAAAAUUUGA